Molecule: messenger RNA, 1107 nt
Organism: Phyllotreta striolata
Lineage: Eukaryota; Metazoa; Arthropoda; Insecta; Coleoptera; Chrysomelidae
Source: the annotation of a GenBank genome assembly
CGGCGAGCUAGAGCUAGCUGGGCAACAUCGGUACCAUUCCCAUUACCUUCGGCGUUGGAGAUAACAAAAGAUUUCGACAAUACGGUAGUCGUUUUUGUGCCACGGGAGGCUUACCAGUUCCAAGAUGUCGAUUAGCAGAAUGCAAGCAUUAAGUGCCGACGUUAUGAUAUUAAAGUACCGUACGACAUGAGAUCAUUUUUCCGAGUAACAUGAACGAAUCGGUUGUUAUUAGUUUUAGUGUUAACUCGUGACAGUUUCAAAGGUAGCUUUAUUAAAAUGGACCCGGGUAUAAUUUGUUUCCAACAUUGCGGUCCGAAAGUAUUUUGCUUUACACUGCCAGAAUCUUGCCCCACUUGCCACCAAGAUUUAAACGCCGCCGAUUUUUCUCUCUUGCCAUUUAGAGUUCCUUAUCCGUUCAUCAAAGCAUCCCAGUACCCAUGCGCUGUAGUAAUUAAACCAACCACCGGUGAUUUUCUAAACGACUACCACAAUUCCAAAGAUCUGCACAUAGGAGUCACCACGUCGGACGGAAGGGUGGUGGAAUUCGACCGGCAAGGGCUGCGCAACCACAGAAGCGCCCACUGGAACCAAUGCCUGCUGCUGGAGCAGGCGCCGGGGCCUUGGUGGGAGCACUGGGACGAGGUGCUGGGCGCCGUGAGCGCCCAGACGUGCUGGUCGCCGGAGAUAUACCGCGAGGACACGCACAAUUGCUUCUCCUUCGUCCUGACGUUCCUGGUCACCUUGGGCUACGGGAAGCUCAGCGGCGCCGCUAAAUGCAAGACGGUGUUUUGCGAGAACUUCAUCAUACCUCGGACGAGCUCGGCGGGGAAGUACAUCUCGUUGUACAGAAGGUUGAAGAACGGAGUGUACGUCCACCGGAUCCAGUAGCCGGUUAAGAAGUAAAUUGUGUUUGUCAGUAUUAUAUUUAUAUCGUAGUAAAUUGAUGAAUUAGUUCCUAAUUAAGGUUGAAAUUAUUAACAUUAAUUUUUGGUGGAAAAAUUUAACAUGUUGUUCUUCGUUUUAAAUUAUUAUUAUUAUUUUUUGAUAUUGUACGCUUAUUUAAGAAUCAUAUUUAUAUUUUUUGUUAGAUUAUACUAUAGAAAUGAG